This is a messenger RNA of Pterocles gutturalis (yellow-throated sandgrouse), 642 nucleotides long. Its product is annotated as ankyrin repeat domain-containing protein SOWAHA-like. Gene Ontology annotation, molecular function: protein binding. The record is from RefSeq and is a predicted model, not a curated record. Lineage: Eukaryota; Metazoa; Chordata; Aves; Pterocliformes; Pteroclidae.
CACGGGCUGCUGUUGGGCGACGCCAGCUUGGCGGCACGGAGGGACUUCAUCUCGGGGUUCACCGCCCUGCACUGGGCCGCCAAGAGCGGCAACUGCGACAUGGUGACGAACAUCAUCAAAGCGGCGGAGAAGGGGGGGACUCGCGUGAACGUGGACGGCGGGUACACGGCGCUGCACCUCGCUGCCAUCCACGGGCAGGAGAAGAUCAUCAACAUGCUGGUGUACAGCUACCACGCCAAGACCGACCUGCGGGACUACAGCGGGAAGAAGCCACACCAGUACUUAAAGGAAGGGACGUCCUCCAACGUCAGGCGCUUGCUGGGGGACCCCAGCCUGUCCCACAACGCGGAGCCCUCCGUGCCCAUCAAGAAGAGCACAAAGCUUGCGGCGUCAAUCCUGAGCUCCACCAGCACUUUCCUGGGGGUCAUAUCCGAUGACAUGGCGUUCUACGAUCUCACCAAAGGCUUGAGGAAGCCCUCGUCCUUAAACAAGCUGCUGGCUGCCACGACGGGCCCAAGGAGGAAGCCCAAGACCAGAGGGGGCUUCCCUUCAUACUCCUCGCUCUCCGAGGUAAUGGAGGAGGAGGAAGAGGAGGUCGUCGUGAAGCGCAGACCUGUUUCUGAGCUGUUCUUUGGCCACUAG